Molecule: messenger RNA, 1756 nt
Organism: Drosophila teissieri
Lineage: Eukaryota; Metazoa; Arthropoda; Insecta; Diptera; Drosophilidae
Product: serine protease inhibitor 42Dd
Exons: 3
Coding region: 243-1538 (431 amino acids)
Molecular function (GO): serine-type endopeptidase inhibitor activity
Source: RefSeq, a predicted model, not a curated record
UCAGUUGUUGCUUAAAGGCCACAUCAUAAAAGUCGACGACGGCACCCGGUUAUAAAAACAAAAAUUACAUUACAAACUCGUAGUCGCUUUGGAACAACUGAGGACCAGCAGUUGGAGCAGGCAGUUAAUUACAGUUUCUGAUAAUCAAGAAAGUGAAUCCCCGGCGAAACGGCCAACCCGAAAGAUAUAGUGAACACUAUUUGUGGAGGUGACUCAUCAGUCCAACGCAAUUACAUAAAUUUAUGAAAUCGAGCACACCUCACCCACGGUCGAUUUGGAUACUUACAGCUUGUUGGUUGCUCCCCCUGCUCGGCCUAGUCCUUUCCUCGUUUCCACCGGUCCAGUCGGCUGACGUCACUAUGGCCGACGCCGCCCACCAGGAGUUCGCCCGCCGGUUGGCCCUCUUUUCUAUCAACGUGUACGGCAAGCUGUCGGCGCAUAAGCCCGGCGAGAACAUCGUCUUCUCACCCUUUUCCAUCCAGACCUGUGCGGCGAUGGCCAGGCUGGGCGCAGAAAAGGAGACGGCCACACAGCUGGACCACGGACUGGGUCUGGCCUCCAGUGAACCGAAGCAAAUUGCACAGAGUUUCCACCAGGUGCUGGCCGCCUAUCAGGACAGCCAGAUCCUGCGCAUCGCCAACAAGAUUUUCGUGAUGGAGGGCUACCAGCUGCGCCAGGAGUUCGACCAGUUAUUAUCCACGCAGUUUCUCUCGGCGGCUCAGAACGUGGACUUUGCCAAAAAUGUCCAAGCAGCGGCUACCAUCAACAAUUGGGUGGAGCAGCGCACAAACCACCUGAUCAAGGACCUUGUGUCGGCUGAAGUACUGAGCUCCAAUUCGCGACUGGUACUUGUGAACGCCAUUCACUUCAAGGGCACCUGGCAGCACCAGUUCUCUAAACACUUAACCCGCCCCGAAACCUUUCACCUGGAUGGCGAGCGAACCGUCCAGGUUCCGAUGAUGAGUUUAAAGGAACGGUUACGCUUUGCCGAUCUGCCGGCGCUAGAUGCCAAGGCCCUGGAACUGCCCUACAAGGACUCAGACCUCUCUAUGCUAAUCGUUCUGCCGAACACCAAGACGGGUCUGCCCGCACUGGAGGAAAAGCUGCGCCUCACGACCCUCUCGCAAAUCACGCAGGCGUUGCACGAAACAAGGGUGGUGCUCAAAUUGCCCAGGUUUAAGGCAGAGUUCCAAGUGGAGUUGACUGAGGUUUUCCAGGAGCUUGGCAUGUCAAGGAUGUUCACUGAUCAGGCUCAAUUUGGAAAAAUGCUACAAAGUCCGGAGCAAUUGAAAGUGUCAGCCAUCAUACACAAGGCCUUCAUAGAAGUAAACGAAGAGGGAACGGAGGCUGCGGCCGCCACGGGCAUUGCGGUGCGUAGGAAGCGCGCUAUUAUCUCACUUGAGGAAUCAAUUGAGUUCUUUGCCGACCAUCCUUUUACCUAUGCCGUUGUGCAUCAGGAGGAUCUGCCAUUGUUUUGGGGCUCAGUUGUGCUGCUCGAGGAAAAUGUCUCCGCCUCCAGCGAGCAUGAUGAGCUGUGAUGGUACCUGAUUCUUUGGCAAAACAAUAAACGCAGCUAUUUAUUUACAAUGUCCUAAGUUUUGUCACGCAUUUACCUGAAGACUUAGGAUAAUUCGUAAUUAAUCAAAAACAAAAAUCCAUUGACCGGUAUGCCUGGGUAGAAUACAUUAAGAAAAAUAAAUAGCAUCUGCACCAUUAUUUGCUUGUCCACUAUCUAACUACAGUUUUUAAACCCUUG